Trifolium pratense (red clover) is the source of this 1511-nucleotide messenger RNA. Its product is annotated as choline-phosphate cytidylyltransferase 1-like. NCBI's taxonomy places the organism in Eukaryota, Viridiplantae, Streptophyta, Magnoliopsida, Fabales, Fabaceae. The coding region runs from base 135 to 1004 and encodes 289 amino acids. Gene Ontology annotation, molecular function: choline-phosphate cytidylyltransferase activity; phosphatidylcholine binding. The record is from RefSeq and is a predicted model, not a curated record. Gene Ontology annotation, biological process: CDP-choline pathway. The transcript is spliced from 8 exons.
AAAGAAAGAGAAAGAAAAAGAAAGAAAAGAGUUGGUUUUGUUCUGUUUUGACUCUCUGCAACACAAACAAGUAUCAUUGAAUGUAACCAAAAAAAAACAAGUAUCAUUGAAGAUUCACAGUAGAGUGUGUGAUCAUGAAUGAUCAAAACAACUCCGAAGUUACUGAAAAGGGUAUAAAUGAUAAACCUGUUCGUGUUUAUGCUGAUGGAAUUUACGAUCUAUUUCACUUUGGUCAUGCUCGUUCUCUUGAACAAGCCAAAAAAUCGUUUCCAAACACUUAUCUCCUUGUUGGAUGUUGCAAUGAUGAAACCACUCACAAGUAUAAGGGUAAAACUGUUAUGACUGAGGCUGAACGCUAUGAGUCUCUUCGACACUGCAAGUGGGUUGACGAAGUUAUUCCAGAUGUGCCAUGGGUAAUCAAUCAGGAGUUCAUUGACAAGCAUAACAUCGACUAUGUAGCACAUGAUGCACUUCCUUAUGCUGAUACAAGUGGAGCUGGAAAGGAUGUCUAUGAAUUUGUUAAGGCUAUUGGAAAAUUUAAGGAAACAAAACGGACCGAAGGAAUUUCUACAUCUGAUAUCAUAAUGAGAAUCAUCAAAGAUUAUAACCAGUAUGUAAUGCGUAAUUUGGAUCGUGGUUAUUCAAGAAAGGAGCUAGGUGUUAGCUAUGUCAAGGAGAAAAGAUUGAGAAUGAACAUGGGACUUAAGAAAUUGCAGGAGAGAGUGAAGAAACAACAAGAGACCGUGGGAAAGAAGAUAGGAACAGUGAAAAAAAUUGCUGGCAUGAACCGAACUGAAUGGGUCGAAAAUGCUGAUCGAUUAGUUGCUGGAUUUCUUGAGAUGUUUGAAGAUGGAUGCCACAAAAUGGGAACGGCAAUCAGAGACAGAAUUCAAGAACAACUGAAGGCACAGCAGCUAAGAUCUCUUCUUUAUGAUGAGUGGGAUGAUGAUGAUGGUGACGACGAAUUCUAUGAUGAUGAAUCUGUAGAAUUCUACAGCGACUAAAGUGACAAAUAUGCAUGUUUAUUUCCAGAUUCUAAACCAAUCCUAAAGUUGUGUCGUUUGUGUAAUGCAAGUAUGUUUUAGACAAUAUUUUCCUUUCUACAUAGUUUGAUAUCUAUUUCUUGUAAGAGAUAUUCCGUGUAUCCUAACGAGGAUACAACUAUUGCACGGUGCAACAUCUGUAGAGAGUUUAAAUUCGAGGAGACAUGGUCGAGUUCCAACGUAGAUUCUCCGCAACAGUGCAGUCUGUCCAACCGAAUGCUUACCUUUGGAUUUGCAUUGUACCUUGAUUUAAAAACAAAUUUGAUCACAUUGGCUGUGCGGUUGUAGAUGAUUCGAGUUGGAUAUGUAUCGAAUUCGACUUGUGUCAUGGAAGAUCAUGACUAUAAAAUGUUAGAAGAUGUUUGUUUGGUAUUUUAAGUGAAAGUCAUAUAAAGUCCAAAAGGAAUAGAUAAGUGUUUCCAAUGUAAAACAUUUAUAUUUUAUUUAUACUAUCUUCACUCUUAUAUA